Messenger RNA from Ceutorhynchus assimilis (cabbage seed weevil), 2967 nucleotides. The record is from the annotation of a GenBank genome assembly. Lineage: Eukaryota; Metazoa; Arthropoda; Insecta; Coleoptera; Curculionidae.
AAACAAUUUCGUUGUCAAACUCAAAGAAAAACAUUUCAGUUUCUCCAGCAAGUUCGCUACAAGUGCGAACUAAAAGUGAAAUUUUAUGAAUUAAAACCGAGUGACAACAGUCCUAGUGGUUAUGAAAUAGUCGACAAUGAAAUCCGCUACAAUUAUAGCGUCGCAAAGUUCAUUUCUAAAAGGCAAAGUCGACCAAAUUCAGAUGCAAAAUCUUCAAAAAAUCGUAGACUUUUUGGACAAUAUCGAGUACGAGGUUUUACGACUAGCGAUUGUAGACGAAACUGAUAAGGCAGUAGCUUGUGAGUUAAAUAUUUCAAUUAAACUUGCUGAUAUUGUAAUCGUAUUGCUCAAUCCGAAAACUCAAUGUUUCAAUCGUGCUUUGGCUGAUGUUACACAACAGCAACUUGAUUUGGGAACUCUUUGGCCAAAAUCUGCAAGAUUAUUAAAACAAACCCUUGUCCAUUUGCAAAGAAUUUUUGUAAUUGCUCCUGAUUCAAUUGAAGAGCACCUGAGUGUCUUAAAAGAGUAUUUAUUACAUUACAAACAAGAACCUUUAUACGAGAAGAAUUUUUAUUUGAUUCUAAAUGAGCUUAAAACAGAGAUUGAAAGUUUGCCACAGGAAAAUUUCAAUGUGCAGCUUAAAAAAACUCUAGUAGGCAAUCAGGAGGUUGAUGUCGUGACUCUAUCGGCCAAGGAAUUGAAAAAUAUUGUAGCUGGAGAAGUGCUUUUAAAAAACCUUUUAAAGUCACAGAUAAUGCAAAGCGAAUGGCAAGAUUUUAUGGGCAAAUUUAUUUAUGACAGUGAGGAACAACAUUUAAUAAAGUCUAUUAAAAUUAUAGAAAAAUGUUUAGAAGAUUAUGGUCCUGACAACGUUUUUUUGAGCUUCAACGGGGGCAAAGAUUGUACUGUCUUGCUCCAUUUGGUGCAAACAGUUUUGCGCAAAAACUACCCCAACCGCAAAGAGAAAUUGUUUUGUUUGUACGUGCGAAGCCCAAAUGUUUUCGAAGAGCAAGACGCUUUCAUUGAACAGUGCAUGAUCUUUUAUGAUUUAGAGAUAUUGAGCAUAACAGGUAACAUCAAAGAAGCUCUUAGAAUCACAAUAGAGCAAAAACCACACCUGAAAGCCUGUUUCAUGGGCACACGUAGGACAGAUCCUUUUUGUUCAAACCUAAAUGAAUUCCAGAUGACAGAUCCAGACUGGCCAGAAAUAAUGCGCUGUAGCCCGUUUUUAGACUGGCACUACUCAGACAUAUGGGAUUAUUUGCUCUACUACAAAGUGCCUUAUUGUCAACUGUACGAUUUAGGAUUCACUUCAUUGGGUAACGCAACAAAUACAAUCCGCAACCCCAGUUUGCUCGUUUCGCAGGAAGAACAAGAAAUCUAUUUGCCUGCUUAUAAAUUGCUCAACGAGCAACAAGAGCGAAGCGGCAGGAAUAUUAGCAAAAUUUAAUUUUGUUGCAUUUUUACAAAAUUUGUUGUACUUAAAUUAAAUUAUUUUUGUUAAAUGAAACUUCAAUUUGUUGUUAAUAAAAAAAGGAAAACAUUUAUUUGCCUAUAGCAAUGAUAAAAUUUGCUUAAAAUUAUUUGCACUUGAUUUAUAAGUGAGGAAAUUACUCUGCACUGAAUUUAAAAACAACCAUCAACUGGUAUUUUCUUCAUCAUACAUGCUAACAUUUCUUCUUUUGAACUUUUUAGGUGUCUCUGAAUCGCUUUUAGGCUCCAAAUUAGAAACUUCUUCCUCAUUAUUCCUUUUUGGUGUUGAGGUAUUCAUUUGUGAAUCGAUUUUAGCCUCUAAAUUAGAAACUUCUUCCUCAUUAUUCCUCUUUGGUGUUGAGGUAUUUUGUUCAAGUUCACUUUCAAAAACAUUUAAAUUUGGUGUAGAAGUUAGUGAAGGCUCUGGCAGCUUCAUUGGAGUCAUAUUAUUAGUAUCAAUAUCAUCUUCAUCUGAGUCAUCAAUAAAAGUAGUAUUUUCCAAAAAGCUAUUGUCCACGCUCAAAUUCAAUCCUUGCUUCUCAGAAAUUAAAAAUAUUGGAUCAUCUAUGGUUAAACUCUCACAAAGCUCUACAGUUUGUGGGUUUAGUUUAGCUUUUGGCUGUUGCUGUCCUUUAACAGGGCUACCAUUAUAAGCUGUUGCUGUAGGUUGGAAAUUUUUAGGUACCUUUAAAGUGCCAUGCAUUUUCUUCAAAACAAACUCCUUUUCUUCGUCAGUUGGUGUAAAAAAAUACCUAGUACUACCUGUAGGCCCUGGCAUGUAAUUAUUAAUUGUUUUAACACUCAACAAAUGAUUAGUCAAAUAUAAAAUAGACAACCAUUCUAAAUCGUAUUCAAUUUGGAUUUUUUUUGUUUCAUCAUGGGGUAUUUCCACUACUUGCAAAUAAUGUCUUUUGGGUAAGCAUUUGUCCAAAGCUAAAAAUUCAGUUGUUUGGUUGUUUGGAUGGGGCACAGUUGCAGUAAACUUGCAAUGAAGAUGGGCAGCAAACCAGUGACUUGGUUUGAGAUGUUUCAGCAGCUCCUCACUAGGUUGACUACCCAAACUAUUAUUAUAAAUUUCAUCUUUGAAAAAUGGCUUCUUUUUCAAUAAUUGGGGCACAUUGCCAUGAUGGUACACCCCAGUAGGCCAAUCAUGCGACAAAAAAACAUCAAUUUUCCCACUUAGUUGCUUCAAACGAAACACCUCCAAGUUUCUUAUAUGGUAAACACUUCUUUUAGUGUUUUCAUCGUAGGGGGGCCUUUCAAAGUGGCCUUUCAAGUAGUCGCGGGACUUGUAAAUGCCCGAAAUUCCGCCGAUUCUUACUCCCGCCACGUUGAUUACCCCCGCGUAGCCCAAAUAAUAAAUGUUGGGCGCCACCCAGCCACCGUAAGGCAAUUCUUGGAGGUAGUUGGAAGCUUCAUGGUUGCCUCCGAUGAAAAUUGUCAAUAGGGGAGCUUUUAUUUCGCCACUAAAAUAUCUGAAAUUAAAGGCAAUUU